This is a messenger RNA of Rosa chinensis, 979 nucleotides long. RefSeq names its product PRA1 family protein B3. Gene Ontology annotation, cellular component: Golgi apparatus; endoplasmic reticulum. The coding region runs from base 117 to 758 and encodes 213 amino acids. Gene Ontology annotation, biological process: vesicle-mediated transport. The record is from RefSeq and is a predicted model, not a curated record. The transcript has a single exon. NCBI's taxonomy places the organism in Eukaryota, Viridiplantae, Streptophyta, Magnoliopsida, Rosales, Rosaceae.
AGUCAUCGACUCAACCCGAAAUUUCCAAGAGUCCUUUUCUCCGUGAAGUCUCCCGAUUUUCAGCCCCAAAUCUUUUUCCCAAUCGCAGCCCCCAAUCUUCUCCCAUAAUUCCACCAAUGUCCUCGUCUUCCUCGAUCCCGAUGUCCUCCUCCUCCUCCUCCUCGCAACAGUCCACACAGCCACGCUCAUUUCCGCUGCCGCCGUUCCGAUCCAUCCUCACGCGCCUCUCCCGCUUCUCCCGCAACGCGCUCGUCAACCAACGCCCCUGGACCGAGCUCGUCGACCGCACCGCCUUCACUCGACCGUCCUCCUUCUCCGACGCGGCCUCGCGCGUGAGGAAAAACGCCGCCUAUUUCCGCGUCAACUACCUGAUCGUGCUCGCCGUCGUCCUCGCCUACUCGCUCCUCUCCCACCCCUUCACUCUCCUCACCCUCGUCGGCCUCGCCGCCGCGUGGAUCUUCCUCUACUCGCACCGACAGUCGGAUCAGCCGCUCGUGAUCUUGGGCCGGACUUACUCCGACACGCAGGUGCUGUUUGGGCUGGGCCUGGUGACGCUGAUCGCGAUCUUGAUGACGAGCGUGCUGUCGCUGCUCAUAACGGCGCUGAUGGUGGGGGUCGGGAUCGUCUGUGCUCACGGCGCGUUUAGGGAUCCUGAGGAUCUGUUCUUGGAUGAAUCGCAGCCGUUGGGUUCUGGAUUCGCUUCGAUGUUCAGUGGGGCCGCUUCCUCUGCUGGCGCCAGCAUGGUGUCACGUGUCUAGGUUUUUGAUAUUCUUCGGAACUCGGAAGGUGUACAGAGUAUAUCAUACUCCGGUGGGUGAGGACUACUAGGUGACCAAAAGGAAAAGAAGAGGAUCUAGAAUUGACCAAGAUAUUCAUUUUUUCUAUUCAUAUUUUGUUAAGUUGUUAUUUGAAGAAAUCUAUAAUGCUGAGAUUGUUUGUUAUUGGAAAUUCAUUGAUUUGUACAUUUGGUUUUAUCAGA